UUAAUGCAAUUUGAAUAAAAUUAAUAUGGAGAAGAUAUUCGAGCACAGCAUCAGCAGUUUAUUCCUUGAAGACUUUUUCGUCAUUCAACUCAUCGAGUUCUCAGACAUCACAGACGUCGUCAGGUACCGCCAGCUUAGCAGUUCGAUCAAAGACGCCAUCGAGCAAGAAAAUUAUGCUUUGUUCUUGAAAUUAAAGAACUACUUGCACAUUCCUUACACAUACGACAGCAGCGAGCUGGCGGCUCAGGAAAACAUGAUUUCUUGAAUCAGAGGUGUCGUCGAAGCGCUGAGCGAAGAGCCCCAGAGCAUCUCGCCCUUCGCAUUCUACACAGACGGAGGAGUCGACACAAACGGGAGUUACUACUUCUUGCAAAAUGUGUGGAAGAAAACAGGAAUUUGAUACUGAACAAUCGCCAACAGCAAUGUGCAUGUGCAGUCCGUGCUCUCCAAAUCUAUUGAUAUGCCUUCUGCAGAUAAUAACCCAAUGAAUUUCUUAGAAGAUAAGAAAAACAAGAACAAAAUACGAAUUCCAUAUGAAAAUUACAUUGUUGAUCCUAAAGCAGACCCUUUUCAUAUCCUGACGGAUUUCCAGAUUCAUCUCAGAAGUGGGGGCUAUAACGCUUAUGUUCAAACUUUUGCCGUAUUUUAUUCAGAAAGGGAAGUAGAUAAUAAAAAGUUUCAAAGUCUUACAAAGAGGUUCACUAAGGCAAUAAAGCCAACAGAUAUUCCUCUCCUUCGGUUAGGGGUGUUCCAUAAAGAGGACGAAAAGGAUUCUGGAAUUCAGAUUUAUGAAUUUGAUAUUUCUAAUGAAAGUUCUAUUGAAAGAUGAUUUAAAACGAGGAGUUAUGAUGUUUAUCCUCUUUUAUGGAUAACUAUCAAGCCGAAAUAUGUGAAUAAAACUAUCAAUUAUAGGAUAAAACAGAGAGUAGCAGCUAAAUAUGUUAGCUUUAAGCUUAUCAAAAGUUCAAAUGCUAAUUCAAAUUCGAAUAUUGAUUUAUAUAAUUUAGGUCUGAAGACCAUUCCUCUAAGGCUAGGCUCUUGAGAAGCAGAGUAAUAACAAAGCAAGGCUGAUUGGGUAACUAUCAAUAUGCUAAGAGUAUUUGUAUUCUUGAGUUUCCACAAUUCAUAUAAAAAUCAAU
Molecule: messenger RNA, 1139 nt
Organism: Moneuplotes crassus
Lineage: Eukaryota; Ciliophora; Spirotrichea; Euplotida; Euplotidae
Source: the annotation of a GenBank genome assembly